This is a messenger RNA of Exophiala mesophila, 543 nucleotides long. RefSeq lists its product as uncharacterized. The transcript has 2 exons. The coding region runs from base 1 to 543 and encodes 180 amino acids. NCBI's taxonomy places the organism in Eukaryota, Fungi, Ascomycota, Eurotiomycetes, Chaetothyriales, Herpotrichiellaceae. The record is from RefSeq and is a predicted model, not a curated record.
AUGUCUACCAACGACAACACCUCUACUCUCCAGUCGGUUGUUGACACCGCCACCGGCUAUGUCAACUCAGGUAUUGCCUCGUUGACAGGAAGCGCUGGUGACCAAGCCAAAGCCCAAGAGUACAAGGAUAAAGGCGCCGCUGAGUCCGACCUAUCUCACGCUGCCGCCAAAGCUGGCCCCUUCACCGUCACCCCCUCUGGUGCAGCCAAGGAUGACAGCAACCGCACCCAAGGCCAAUGGGAUCAGACCGUCGGCAGCAUGAAGGAAGCGGCAGGCAACCUCAUCGGCAACGAAAAUCUUAAGCAGCAAGGCCGUGAGCAGAACAUGCAGGGUCAAGGUGAAGAAGCCAAGGGUCAACUCACCGAUCUUGGUCAAGGUAUUAGUGAUCGUGUUCAAGGAACCAUGGGUAGUGCCGUCGCUGGCUUGACUGGCGAUCGUGAGGCCCAGGCUAAAUACGCCGAUCAACAUGACGAGGGCAAGACGAGACAGCGCGGUGUCGAACUUGACUUGCAGAAGCAAGCUGAGGCCGAGCAGAAGAAGUGA